ACAGCGGAUUGCUUUAUGGCUGGAGUAGUAUGUAGCUUAAAUUGAAUGAGAUUAAUUACUAGUAGUAAUAUAGUAAUAGCAAUCUUAAAAUGUAUCAUAAAGAGACAAGCUGGUUGAUGAACUCAACUGCUUCUGCCUUGAAUAAUAAUCUUUGUUCAUACAAAGAGUCUAAUGAUAAAGUACACUUUGCGGUUGUACAUAAAGGAACGGUUAAUAUUGUUACUGUUACUAGUAGUAUAGGCAGCAGUGUUUCUGACUCUGUGAAAGAUAGUAACCCAAGUGCGAGAACGAUUUCCUGUAAUGAAGCCAGUGGAUCAGGGGCCACUGUUACUAUUUUGCAGGCAAAAUGGGUGACUCUCAGAAGCCAAACUCUUUUAGUAAUCUCUACACUACGGGGAAUUCAGGUAUUUGAGAUGGAUGGAACAGUGUUACUGUUUUGGCAUCGGCUAGAAACAGAUGAUGCAGAAUAUUCUGAAGAAAUGUUUGCCCGAGGUAUAGCUGCUUGUGGACAAAACCUUCUGUGUGUUGGGACCCAUGAUGGUAGUGUACUGAUAUUUAGUAUGCCUGCUGAAAGUAAUACUUUAAACUACGUAGACAAGGUACGCUAUCAUCCUGCAGCAAUCUCAGAUCUUUGUGGGCAAGGCCAGACUCUGAUCAGUGGAGAUGAUCAUGGAAAUCUGGUGGUGUGGGAAGGCAGCACUACUCUUAAAAAAGUGAAAGAACUGGAGUCUUUCCAGUCACCAGCUACAAGCAUUGCAUGCUGGGAAGAACUGGUUAUGGUGGGGUAUGGAUCUGGACACAUACGUCUCUUCAACAUAACUACAGGAAUCAGAAGAGCAGAAAUAACGGCUCAUGCCUCCUGGAUAACAGCCGUGGACAUUGCAUUAGAGAGUGGACUUGCUAUCUCUGUCUCAGAAGACUCAUUUGUACGUGUCUGGCAAUUAAAAAAAGAUGGAUCACCUGUGGUGAGCUACAAGUCCAGCUGUAACAUUACUAACAUACAACUAUGUGGUGGAUGUUUUGUCAACAACUUGGGAAGUGCCUUCUGUACUACUGGAUAUGACUUGAAUGAAAUCUUGUAUUUUCACGUGUGAUUUCUGCUUUAAACAUAUUGGAAUGAUUGAGUAAUUAAAGUCCGUCCUUUAUUUAAAUAUUUCACUGAAUAUACUUUUCUUAGAAGUAGUUUUUAAAUGAUCUAAUCAGAUAUAGUACUAACCAGAAAUCUAGAAUUUUGCUGUUUUUCUUCAUUGUUUAUAUUUACAAUAGCUGCAUGAAAAUCACAUGCUUAACAUUUUAUAAACUACAAUUUGAACAGUUGGUAGAGAAAGUUUUAUUAAUCCACUCUUGACAGUUAAAAAAUUACACUUAGACAAAACAAUGAAAUUUAAAAUAACUAAUUUGAUGUGGCUUAGCCUUUUCUGAAAGUUAAAGCUUUUUCCCAUUUUUAAAUUUGUAUAUUUUCAAACAUUAAGAGCAUAUAACUAAAUAACCAGCCUUAUAAUCUUACAUUCCAGCUAACAAUGAUAAGCAUUUUAAAAAGCAAUAAAUAACCAGCCGUAUAAUCUUACAUUCCAACUAACAAUGAUAAGCAUUUUAAAAAGCAAUAAAUAACCAGCCGUAUAUUCUUACAUUCCAGCUAACAAUGAUAAGCAUUUUAAAAAGCAAGUAGCUGCUUCUAAGUAACUAUCCUCAUAAUCUUACCAGUGAUUUGUACUAUAUUUUGAAUAAAAUGUAAGAAAAGCAAAAAUAACGUCAUCAGUUAAUGUAUGUUUAAGUUAUAGAACAAAUAUUUUAUAGCAGUUAAACUGAUGUGGUUUUUAAAGUCAGUUAAAAAGUAAGGCCACAAAUUUUAUCUUUGUGUGUGAUAAAUGAAAGAAUUGUAUUAUUAUGUGAUUUUAUGUAUAUAAUUCAUUAAUGUAAACAGAUUGUUUCUCUACACAGUUGUGGCAGUAAAGAAACUGAAGUGCUACUAUAGCAUGCAGUGUACAAAGAUAUUUACACUAUAGCAUGUGGUCUACACAGAUACUAUCAUCAUCAUCACCAUUUUAAUGAUUCAAAAUUUCUUGUUAAAUAAUUUAUAUCUAUCCACGUUUUUGUUCAACAAAUAUUAAUAAGUUGUGUGUUCCAAAAGAGUACCUUAAAUUGUGCUAGUUUUGAUUAUUGGAAUUUAUUUCAUUCUUAUUAUAUUUGCCCCUAAAACAUUAUGUAAUGUUAUUUUGUACUUUAUUAGUUUAAAAGUGUUUUUUUUUAUAAUAAAUGAAAGUUAAAAUGAUGAUAAUGAUAGUAUCUGUGUAGUCUACACACUAUACUGUAAAUAUCUUUGUAGAUCAUAUGCUAUAAUACUACCCAAACAUGUUUGGUAUAGUCAACUUUGUAAUUUAGUAAUAAUAUUUUUUGUUCAGGUUUUGAUUCAAUUCUUGAGGUUUUUCUGCUUUUAAAUGUAAAUACUUUAGUUUCAUUAGCAUAUAAGUUACAUUUAUGCAGGCUUGUAGUCAUGCAACUUAGAAUUUCAAUACAAUGCAGACUAAAACUAGUCACACUGUUUUCACACAUAGAAUAUUUUGAUGAUAGAAAUUGUUCUUUCUGUAUAAAUAGAUAUUUUUUUUACUGAUAACAUCGUUGUGUCAAGGCAAGUUUUGUUCUGCUCUAUAAAAUUGUUAAAGACAAGAGUCUGAAGCUGUAAUUAAAUACAUAUUUUUAUGUCUUUAACAGAAUUAUUAUCUUAAAUUCAUCUGUUUUUUUAAACAUUUAAAGCUUUUACCAUUGUAAUAAAAUUUUAAGACAAAAUUUAGAAGUGAAAAUCACACCUAUUGGUUACAUCAUAUCACUAUGCUACCUUACUUUGAAGUUUUGAUAUUCAUUAGCCAUCUUAUUUAUAAUUUGUGUUGUGAGAUCCUGUUUGCCUUAAUAUUGUGUUUCAUCACUGCUGUUAUGUGUCGCAAUAAAAAAAAUCAGAUCUG
Molecule: messenger RNA, 2960 nt
Organism: Limulus polyphemus (Atlantic horseshoe crab)
Lineage: Eukaryota; Metazoa; Arthropoda; Merostomata; Xiphosura; Limulidae
Product: WD repeat-containing protein 54-like
Exons: 8
Coding region: 90-1094 (334 amino acids)
Molecular function (GO): protein binding
Source: RefSeq, a predicted model, not a curated record